Molecule: messenger RNA, 258 nt
Organism: Adineta ricciae
Lineage: Eukaryota; Metazoa; Rotifera; Eurotatoria; Adinetida; Adinetidae
Source: the annotation of a GenBank genome assembly
AUGACGUCGAGAACACGCUGCUUUUUCGACAUCAAAAUUGCUGAUACUAACGCUGGUCGAAUCGUAUUUGAGCUGUACAAUGAUAUUUGUCCACGAACAUGCGAAAACUUUCGAUGUUUAUGCACAGGAGAGAAAGGUCGUAGUGAAGUGUCUCACAAGAAACUAUCCUACAAAGGAUGUGUAUUCCAUCGUAUUGUGAAAGAUUUCAUGAUUCAAGCUGGCGACUUUAUCGAAGCAAGAUUGAUUGCGAAGACAUAA